Messenger RNA from Crotalus tigris (Tiger rattlesnake), 10922 nucleotides. It is a transcript of the gene STEAP2, whose product is annotated as STEAP2 metalloreductase. The transcript is spliced from 5 exons. Gene Ontology annotation, molecular function: cupric reductase (NADH) activity; ferric-chelate reductase (NADPH) activity. Gene Ontology annotation, cellular component: endosome; plasma membrane. The record is from RefSeq and is a predicted model, not a curated record. The coding region runs from base 814 to 2283 and encodes 489 amino acids. Lineage: Eukaryota; Metazoa; Chordata; Lepidosauria; Squamata; Viperidae. Gene Ontology annotation, biological process: copper ion import.
UUUACAAGACCAAUUACUAGGACAACAGCUAUACAUGAUCUCCUUUUAUUAAAUAACCUCAGCAAGCAUUAAGUUGUACGUAUACAUGCACGCAAUUUAAUCUUUGGCAUCACAUUUGCAAUGCCUCAGGAAGGCUGGAAAAAAUGAGUCAUGAUCACAACCUAGUAGCCCACAGGAGUACUUUAGUUUAGGAUUAUUUUAUAUAAAUAAGUAGGUACACAGGCAGAAGGGUAAGCUAGGAUUACAUAGUAUAUCAAGCGAAGUCACCUUAUCUUCUAAAUAUUUGCUUUUGUUCUGUAAUUCUAGGGACACCCAGAACAGAAGUAAAUAAAGCUCCUGGACUAUAAGUUUUUUCUUUUUGUUUUUUGUCUGUCAGCUAGACUCUUCUCGGUCUUCCUGAGCGAGCAAGAGCACAGUGCCCGUAGGGCCUGUUCAAUGUCCCCCCUCCGCACGCGCGCUUCCAUGCUCGGGUGGAAGUCGCCCGCUGCAGUCGGCGGCGUCUUCUGUCUGACUGCACGCGCACAAGCGGCGGCUGCUUUGCCCCCCUCCCCCUUGUUGUCCAUACUCCACUGCCGUUUCCUCCCCUUCUCGGUGCUCUGUUCAAGGACGAAGCGGGCUGCCCACUCGGCCUCUGCUCGCCUGUGGCACCCAUCUCCAAAACGACAGAGUUGACGAGGCGGCGAAAGAAGCGCGCCUUUUCCUCUUGGCUGGAAGCUACCGCAGCAAGCUGAAGAUUGGUGAGCAAGAGGGAACGGAGGGCAGCGGCACGGGCGAUGAAGUGAGAAAAUAUCCUUAUAAUUUCUGUGCCCAGAUAUGGAAUCAAUUUCUAUGAUGGGAAGUCCUAAAGUCUUAAAUGAAACUUUCUUACCAAAUGGUAGAAAUUACAUCAAGAACACCAGUAAGCUUACAAUUGGCAUAAUUGGAAGUGGGGACUUCGCUAAAUCCUUGACAACUAGGCUUAUCAAGUGUGGGUUUCAUGUGGUAAUAGGAAGCAGAAACCCUAAAUUUGUGGCGGAAUUCUUUCCCCAUGUUGUUGAUGUCACUCAUCAUGAAGAUGCUAUAGCAAAAGCAAACAUAAUUUUUAUUGCUAUACGCAGAGAACACUAUGCAGCUUUGUGGGAACUCAAACAUCUACUUGUUGGUAAAAUCCUUGUAGAUGUCAGCAACAACAUGAAAAUUAAUCAGUAUCCAGAAGCCAAUGCGGAGUACCUGGCAUCCCUUUUCCCAGAUUCCUUUGUUGUUAAAGGGUUCAAUGUUAUUUCAGCAUGGGCACUACAAGUAGGACCAAAAGAUGCAAGCAGACAGGUUUACAUAUGCAGUAACAACAUUCAAGCUCGAAAUCAAGUUAUUGAACUUGUUCGUCAGCUCAGUUUUAUUCCUGUUGAUUUGGGCUCUUUAUCAUCUGCAAGGGAGAUUGAAAAUUUACCUCUUCAAUUGUUCACCCUGUGGAAAGGACCAGUUAUAGUGGCUGUUGGCCUAGCCACCUUCUUUUUUAUCUAUUCUUUUAUUAGAGAUGUAAUACACCCUUACGUGAGAAAUCACCAGAGUGAUUUUUAUAAGAUUCCUAUUGAGAUUGUGAACAAGACAUUGCCAGUUGUUGCAAUUACUUUAUUAUCUCUAGUGUAUUUAUCAGGGCUCUUGGCAGCUGUUUAUCAACUUUAUUAUGGCACUAAAUACAAAUUGUUUCCAUCCUGGUUAGAAAACUGGCUGCAAUGUAGAAAACAGCUUGGAUUACUUAGUUUUUUCUUUGCAACAGUUCAUGUUGUUUACAGCCUCUGCCUGCCUAUGAGGAGGUCAGAACGAUACCUGUUUUUAAAUACAGCUUAUCAACAGGUCCAUGAAAAUAUUGAAAAUUCCUGGAAUGAGGAAGAAGUAUGGCGAAUUGAAAUGUAUGUCUCUUUUGGAAUAAUGAGCCUUGGGCUGCUAUCUCUGUUGGCUGUGACUUCCAUUCCAUCAGUAAAUAGAUCAUUAAAUUGGAGGGAAUUCAGUUUUAUUCAGUCUACACUUGGAUACGUCGCACUUCUCAUAAGUACUUUCCAUGUAUUAAUUUAUGGAUGGAAAAGAGCCUUUGAAGAAGAAUGCUACAGAUUUUACACACCACCAAAUUUUGUUCUUGCGCUUGUUUUGCCUUGCAUGGUAAUUCUGGGUAAGGUAAUUUUGCUUCUACCAUGUAUAAACAGGAAACUGAGAAAGAUCAGAAGAGGAUGGGAAAAAAGACAAUUUAUAGAAGAUGGAAAUGGAUCCGAUUCAUAUCCCUCACCAGAAAGAAUUACAGUCAUGUGAUCAUACAAUGAAAAUAUUACCACAAUAUUUGUCCCUUUAAAUGUCUGUACCUAAUACUGUAUAGGUUUUAUUUUAGACUGAAAUAUCUCAGGCAUUGUGAUAUUAUCAGAAUAUAAGCAAUACAGGCGAAGGCAGACACUGCAUUUUCAGCAUAAUAGAUAAAAACUACUAUAUUUUGAAGAAUUUGAUUUGUGGGAUAUUUAAGCCACUCCUGCCAUUCCAAGAUUAAGUUUUAAACAAAUUUAGCAGAUAACAAGUUCCACUGAAUUCAGUAAACUUUAUUCAGGAUAAAUCUCUUUUGAAUGGAUUUGCUUGCAACCAAUUAGAUAUAGAGUCAUUUAGCAUACAAGACUCAAUAAAGAGGCCUCAGAGCGACAAUCACAUAUACUGUAUACAGUCCUCUGAAAGUUGUCAGCAAAUUAUAAUUACUUUUCGGAUUUUUAAUGCUAUUAAUGACAAUUUUAAAUUAAUCAAAUGUAAACCUUUUUAUUCAUUAACUUGUAAGUAAACAAAUAAAACAGCAUACAGCUAUUCUGAAACCAUGAUUAUAAAUUCAAUAAAACAUAAAUCACAGCUGGUAAAUAUAUAUCAUUUAUCCAUUUAAUACAGCUAUAGCUAGUUCUCACCACUACUGCAGACUCCUAAGGACAAUGGCACAAGUAAGGCCAGAAGAGUAGUUACCAAUCUGAAGGCCAGAAGAGUAGUUACCAAUCUAGGUUCCUUAUUCUAGUCCUGCCUGUUCAUUGGGCAUGGUCUGUCAUAAAGGCCAAAUCUAUUUCUUGGUUCAAACUAAUGUAGAGCUAUUUUAGAUUUCAGCACUUCAAGAGAUAAAUUUACUAUACCAACUUUUAUCUAUUUGCUCUUCUGCUUUCUGGCUUGCAUUCUUAAUGCUCUGAUUAGUAAGCUAAAGAUGAGAUAUAUUUGAUAUCAGUAUCUGAUAUCAUUGGCAGUUGAUAUUACUGUUAGCCUUUAGAUCCUCUGAAGUGUUUUUUCCCCUUGAUCCAGCAAUCUCUGGAGUCAAAAGUGUAGCUGAAUCUAGCCAUUAUUUAAAUUUCAUAUAGUAUCCAAACCAAACAUAUUGGGAAAUUAUGGAAAAUUAAAAAGUUAAGCAGUGCAACUGGAUGGGAGCACUUCCACUGGAUCCAGAUAAGGCCACCCAAGUCCAUCUCCUCCACUUAAAAGAAAGGAAAAAUGAAAGUGCAGUUACCUGCUAAAAUGAGAAAUAUAAAAGUGUACAAUAUGGUGGUUCUUCUAUUUUGAAUCUGGGACUUUCUUUGCCUCAAAACAGAGAAGUAUAUUCAAAAGUUUUUAUUUGAAAAUUUUAAGAAAUCCAUUAUAGAUUUAGUAUUUACCGUAUAACUUUGUUAUAAUUAAAAGCUAUUAAUUUCUUUUAAAUGUAAAAACAAACAAACAUUACUGUUGGUCAAUAAAGGAAAUGCCUAGUUAUUAAGAUUCAACCAAAAAGUGAUAAAUGUUGAAUUCUCCAGGACUGUUCAGCAAUCAACAUAUCUCCCAUAGAGGGGAUUAAAGCAGAUACUUUUUAAAAAAAAAAAGCAUAGUCAGGUGUUUUUGUCUCCCCUGUACCCCAUAAAUAGCAUAGAUUGAGAGUCAAUAAUCUCUGUGUUGGAGUCUUGGGAGUAAAUGAGUAAAUGCAAAAAAAAAAAAAAGCAAGCCCAGACAAUUCCAAAUACCUAACCCUAAACCUGACCUACACUGUGUUUUAUGCAAGGAAUAGCAGCCAUUAAUUUGUUUCUGAAUGCUAAGUAUAACCUAACAUGCUUCAUCCACAACUUCCAUAUUAGAUCUAUUUAAUUACAGACAUCUGGUCUUGUUUUUGGAUUUUUUCACUUACCCCUUAUUGUCUUAUUGUAGGAUUUUGUUAGAAUUCUAAGAAAACUUGGUAAACUUAAACAAUAUUACGUAAUAUGUUGAAUGGUACCUACCUAUGGUUUUUGAUAUCUAAAUUAGCCAAAGGAUUGCUAUUAGCAGAUAGAAUAAAGCAGAACUAUGUGUGAAGCAUCUAAACUAAGCUUAAUGACGGCUGUUUAAACAAUAACUGUUUCAAUUAUAAAUAUAGCAGGAAAUAUAUGUAAAUGUAGACUCAAUCAUCCAGGUCAAAAGCAUGUAAAAAGGUUAAAUCACGGCAACUGGAUCAAAGUUUAUUAAAUUUAAUAAACUUUAUUAUUACAUUUAUUCAUUUUAAUAAACUUUGGCCCAGUUGCCAUGAUUUAACUUUUUUACUUAGUAGGAAAAAAAAUUGAUUUUUGAGGGCAGCCAGCAAUAUAUCCUAUACUAUGAUGAAUGUGAUAAUUUAUUGAAUUACCAAAUAUAACCCAUAUUUUCCAUACAUGCACACAAACAUAAAAUUUCACUCAGAACAACUGAAAUAUAAUAAGUUUAGUUUAGGGAAGCAUUUUCACAACUGUUAUAGAUAGUAAGGAUACUAUGAAUGUAGAACAUCUGAUUGAAAGCUCUAACAAAUUAAUCAAAUAGGAUAGAUCUAAAGUUUCCAUUUACAUCACUAUAUCACUAAAUAUUCCAAAGUAGAGAUGCAAAAGUCUAAUAUUUAUUCUCUUGAUGUAUAGAUGCAGAUCACUAGAAUUCAGCAGCCAUCAUAUUUACUUAAUAUACAUCUUGAUUAUGAUAUAGUGACACAUAUAAUAGAUGGAAAAGUACCAAUGUAAAUUAUCUUGCCUUAAUUUUCAAUAGUCAUAGGCAAUACCUCCUGGCAUUCACUUACUGUAUCUCCAUCCUGAGAGCUUUUGAGUAAAAUGAAGUAUUCAAGUAUAGCAUUCGAUUAUCUUAACAUAAUUAAAAAGACUAUAUUCUUUGGAAUACACCAAGGUACUGUUGGCUACCUGUAAUGUUUCCUGUGAUAUUAAUAGUAUAUUUUAAAUUUAUUGUGCUUUAUUAAAUGUGCUAUUUAUUGUGUUUUCAUAAAAACACAGUCAGUUUCUACAAUGAAUCUGCUAAAAUAAAAUGUACAUAAAUGGAUUAAUAUUAAUUCCAUUUUUGAAGCUUCACUUGUAGGUUUUUAAAACAUUCAAAUAUCAAAAUCUGGAUCAUUAUUCUGUUUUUUGCUAACAUGUUCCUUGCUCCACCAGUUAAGUAUGUUCUGCUAUUGCCAUUUAAAGUCAGUGAAGAUGCUGAAAUGCACAGCCAAAAUAAAUGUUAUUUGUUAAGUUCUUUAAAAAUCUGAAGCAACCUUCUGUAAUUUUAUAGUACAUCAUCUGUGCAAAUAUUUUUCUAAGGAGAGUAACCAGGCAAUCAACAUUCAGUUGAGCUACAAAAAGUGGGCCCUGCAUUAAUGGGAAAAUGUUAGGAAGAAAAAAUAAUGUAAUACAGUCUAUUGGGAAAUUUUAUCAGUAUUGCAACUGCGGAAACAAAGAUUAACCUUACUACCGUGUUUCCCUGAAAAUAAGACCUGGUCUUACUUUCUUUUGGGCUCUGAAGUACUAGGUUUUAGUUUCAGGGAGGUACUUUUUGCUGGUACUAAUGUCAGUAGGCCGCAAGUGCACAGAGGUGGGAUGGGGCCUGUACAUGGGGUGGAGAAGCAAUGUGGUGGAGAGAGUAUAGUACCAGAUAUAGUGCCGGUGCGGCCGUGGUGGGUGGUGGGAAAGGCACUGUGCCUGGCAUGGGGUGAGUCGACCCAGAUCCGGACUGCUGCCUCGCCACUGGCCUGCCAGGUCUCUUUGCCAGUGGCCACCGGUGGAACCAUGCCGCCCACGCCUCUGUUUUUGGGCUGCUGAGCACCAGCCUGCACACCUACUUGGUGCUGCAGGCGCUGGGCUAAGGGCUGACCCUAGUGCUCUUCAGCCCUGCGAGCACUGCAGUUCUCAUGCCAGCUAGGCGCUUUUGACCUCUACUGGCUGCUUCCGCUGGAUUGCCUUCUGCCUGGCCGGCUGUUGCUGCUGCCACCAUAAGGUCAGGAGUCGAGGCAGGUGGUGGUGGGUGGUGAAGUUGCUUCCCUCCACCUGCCAGACACCUUUCAAAGCCACGAAUGGUAAGAUUGCCGCCUUCUGCCACCCAGAUGCCCUAGCCUCCCCCACUAACCUGCCUUUGAAUUGCAUUGUGUUUCUCUGUUGCUUCUCAGCCUUUGCCAUUGUUUGUGGGGGGAAAAAAGUUCAAUUAGACUUUCUAAUCACAAGAAGUUAAAAAGUCUGAUUGAACUUUUUUUUCUCCCACAAACACGCAUGAAGGCUGAGAAGUGAACAGAGAAAUGCAAUGCAGCUGAAAGAUUAGUAAAAAAAAAUGCUUGGGGGAAGCUAGUGCAUCUGGGGGGGGGCAGCAAUCUUACACGGUUUUGGCAGGUGUCUGGCAGGUAGAGGAAAGCAACUCCACCGCCACCUGCCUUGAUUCCUCACCUUAUGGUGGCAGCAACAGCAGUCAGUCGGGCCGAAGGCAAUGCGGCAGAAGCAGCCUGUAGAGGACAAAAGUGCCCAGCCAGCAUGAGAGCUGCAGUGCCACCAGAUCUGAAGAGCGCCAGGUUCAGCCCUUAGCCCAGCGCCUGCAGCACCAGGUAGGCAUGCAGGCUGGCACUCAGCAGCCCAAAGAUGGCGGCGUGGGUGGCACGGUUCCACCAGCAGCCACUACCGAACGGCUCUGGCAGGCAGCAGCCCAGCCGUGCAGCCCAGAGUAGCACAGCCAGGAGGGCAAAGAGCCCCACAAGGCCCAAAGCAGCACGGGAAGCCACUUGGCAGUCACAUGGCACCUGAUGUGGUCAAGAGGUAUCCCAGCAGCAGUAGGGUCAGCAGGCAGGGCAGACGGAGUCUGGGGCUUGCCAAGGGUUUAGUUUGUUGUGGCCGCAGGCAAGCAGACGGAUGGAGAAGUCGGGGCCAGCAGUGGCCACUGGUGAAGUGCCCUGGCAGGCCGGGGGCAGGGGGCGCUCUGGUGAUUGCACAUAAGAUUUGGGCUGACUCGCUCCGCCCCGCGCUAGGCCUUACUUUUGGGGUAGGGUUUUUAUUAGGCCCACCCUCAAAAAAAUCAGCUGAGGACUACUUUUGGAAUAGGGUUUACUUUCGGGGAAACACGGUAUUCAUUAUCAUCACGAUUAAAUAAUGUACAUUUAGUUUCUUUUCAUCCUUUCUUAAAUAAUGGCAAAACACCAGGUGUAUGUGAAAAAUGUAUUCACUGCUCACCAUCAUUUUGUAUAUUAUUUUAGAAUCAACAGACAGUGGAACACAUAUUAUUUUGAAUUAUUUUCACACUUUACAUUAGAUUUGCAGUAUUUAAAUGCUUUUUGUAACAAUUAUUACAUAGUAGAUAAUAAAAUGUUUAAGUAACUUUUUUAUCAUUAAGAAUCAGUACUUGUUUUCUAAUAUUUAUAAGGCCAGCAAGAAUAAAAAGCAACAUUGAUAUUGCUAUUAUACCUAUAGAAUGGAAGUUUAUAUAAAUGAGAGAUAGGAUUAUUUAAUUUGCUUUCUUCUGUUUUUAUUAAAGCUGGACUGAAUUUGUUAAAUUCAGCAACAUCUUUUUUCAAAUUUAAGCAAUUGCUGUGCUCACGUGAUAUCAAACACUUUGAAUCAUUGUUGAUGGGUGUAUAGCCAUGCCUACUAGACUGGUACAGUUAUUAUAUGAAUGAUAUUAAAUAGGAAACAGUAAUUAACAUAAUUUUAUAUGGAACAUAAAGGUCUAAACUCUUAUAAACUGAUUUGAUUUUUUAAGAAUAUACUAACAGUCAAAACUCUAAAAAGUGGAAAUGAAAAAAUUAUCCCAAACAAUUAAACAAAUCAAUUUAAAGAGAAACUUUUAAAUUCUUGUAUUUACCAGCCAUUUCUUGAAUGAUCUUUUUCUUCCUUUAGCCAUGACUGACCUUGUAUAUGCUCUAUGCUAAAUUUCAGGUGGUUGUUUCAGCUCAUCUUAAAUUUUAUCAUAUUUAGAAUAUUAGAUGUUAAAAUAUUUUACUUUCAUAGUUGUGCAAUAGCAGGCUUGGCUUUAAACAACCUAUUAAUAUAAGUGGAUCAUGACUAAGUCUGGGAUAAGCUCAAACAUCCUUAUUUGUUCACAGUUUUCCUGCAAUUUUAUUAAAUAUAUUUAAAAAAUAAAUUAGAAAUAUGGUGAAAAAGUACCAGAAAAGGUAACCUACAGAAACAUAAGUAAACUAUCACCAAAAAUUCUAAACAUUUAUCAUCCUAAUUAUAUGAUCUUAUACUAAAACUAUCCACAUAAAUUCCAAUUGUUUUCUAAUGUGAGCCACCAAACAUUUUUUAUUUUGUUGUUUCUGUUCUGUGAGUGGAAUAGGUAAACCUGAGUAAAUCCUCAACAUAAUACAAAGUACAUGUAACAGUUAUUAGUGCUGCCUCAUGUUUGACCACUGUGUAAUGUAAAAUAUCUAUAGUCAUUAACAGACAUAACAGGAAUUUUUUAGGGUUCAUCAGACCAAAAUGAAGAUAAACAUUUCUACUGUCCAAAGUCCAUUAGGCAUGGAGAGCUAUAAUAAAUUUAAAUAAAUCAAUACAAUUCACAAUGAAGGAAAUUUCAUCCAUAUAAUUUUCAAUAAAAUUUAUAAUAAACUGUUGAUCUCUUGCUCCCCAAUAAGUACUUUAUAUUGCAUUGAAUUAAGUAAUGCUGUCUUCUAAAUAAAUAUACUUGGAAUUAGAUUGACUAGAUUCUGUGAACUGUUUUCUAACUAUCAGACUCCCACAAGGGAAUUUAUUAUUAUAUGCCCAAAAAAUAUAAAUACUUACACUAUAAACCUUACUGCAAGUCCAGAAUCUUUGAUUAGUAACAUAUUGUACUCAGUUGCAAAUGCUCUGAAAAUAUUUUAACACUAUAUCAGAAAUUUUUAAGGAAAGUGUUCUUACAGAAUUAAAAGCAGUUAUUUUUCAUAUUAAAGAGAGAUUAUUGUAUUUUAAAUAUAAUUCCAAAUAAUAAACUUGUAUUUUUAGAUAAAAUAGCCACACUGAAAUAUAAUUUGCUACAUAGAAUUUACUGCAUAUUGACUGCAAUUUUCAACCCACAAAUGUACAUUUUUAUAUGUAUAUGCCUUAAAAGCAUGCAAAGUAACAGAAGGAUUGCAACUCAAUUUCUGCAGCUCAAAGUGAGUCUGUAAUAUGACUCUAAAUUAACCAAAGUGUUCCUAGAAUUAAUACUUUUGCUAGAUACUCAAAUUUAAUUGCCAGAAUGUACAUAAGUGUAUGUUAAUUAUUAGAAACUGGUCCUGGUCCAAGUUUAUUUACCACAAUUUUUGACUACAGAUGAGUUUUUGCUUAACAGAAAAACAGAGUUAGAAGGUACCUUGAAGAUCUUCUAGUCCAACCCCCUGCUCAAGCAGGAAACUCUAUACUGUUUCAGAAAAUGGUUGUACGGUCUCUUCUUAAUCUCUCUUCAUUUCUUCUUAUAUGUUUCUUACUUUCUCUGUGCUCAUUUUCUUAUAUUAUGUGCUAUUAUAAGGCCUGUUAAGCAAAUUUUGAUUAUAUCUGACCUACCAUUACCUUAUAAGAUUGUCAAGCCAUAUACUGAUACUAUAAUUUGUAGCAAAAUGACAGAUUUAUUAUAACUUGUAAAUUAGACUAUAGAGUUUAUUUUUUUCCAUUUGGAUCUAACAGAAAUGUGUAGAAAUUUUCCACUGUGCUGUGUGAAACGCAGGGAAGUAUAUAAGCAAUUUAAUAUUAAUACAUUGCAGUAUAUUGUCUAAGAUCAUUGUUAAGCCAGGCCAUUACACACACACACACACACACACACAACAGUCAUUAUCCAAUAUUAUCAAUGAAACUAGUAUUAUUGCCAUAUAUUUUGAAUUGAGUAAAAGCCAUAUAAUAAAUAUAAAUUGUUUAUAUAUUUUUAGAAAACUUCAAGUAUUUUUAAUUUCUAAAAAUAUAACUUUUUUCUCAUUACAAUGCAUUAUAAUAUUCUAACGGAGAUUAAUGUAUGUGUGAUAUUCAAAAUAAAAUUUCUAUGCAUAAUCUAAUCUAUAACUAACUCUGAACUUUAAUUUUUCAUAGUUGUAAUUGAUUUGUUUCAUUCUCUGUUUAAACUGUGUCUUGGUUAGUAUUAUUCAGCUUUUAAUUGUACUGUUUAUUGCAUCUAGAGCAGGGUCCCCAACCUGUGGGCUGCACAUGCAUGCACUCACCCCCACACACUCACGCUAGUGCCUCCCCAAACAUCCGCCUGCAUAGCAUCACCCUGCCCCAAGCAUCCCACCACCAUUGCCCCAAAUAUCUUGUCAGUGCUAGCACCACCCCCACCCCAAGCAUUCCAUCAGUGCUAACACUGCCCUGCCCCAAGUGUUCCCCCAGCACUAGUGCUGCCCAUAGGGUCCUGUCAGUGCUAACGCCGCCCCAUUUGCAGCACUCCCGUCCACACAUCCCCAUUUGCAUAUGCGCAUACGUUCACAUGCUGCUGUGUACAUGCAUUCACAUACAGCCGUUUGCAUGUGUGCACGCAUGCAUGCGGCCAUUUACACUGGCACACAGCGGUGCUUGCUUUCCUUUCCGGGCCACCAAAUCAAAAAGGUUGAAGACCUCUGAUCUAGAGAGUACAUUAGAGUUGAACUUAUGUCAUAUAAAUUGCUUUGUGAUUCCACUGCAUUUUAAUAUUUAGUGUCUAAUUGACUGUACUUGUAUAUAUUCUGAAAUGUGUGCACAUUCUUGAACAACUGUGUGAUGUCACAAUCAUAAUAAACUUCCUUGCAAAACAGA